Messenger RNA from Hypoxylon fragiforme, 1468 nucleotides. RefSeq lists its product as uncharacterized. Bases 432 to 1271 code for a protein of 279 amino acids. Lineage: Eukaryota; Fungi; Ascomycota; Sordariomycetes; Xylariales; Hypoxylaceae. The record is from RefSeq and is a predicted model, not a curated record. The transcript has a single exon.
CUUCUUCUUCGAUGGCAAGAGGGGUUGAAGAAAGGAGUGCGGACAUAAUAGCUUAAGGAAGCUUAUAAGCAUACUGUCUACCUACCUAUAGGAGGAAGCUGGGCAAAUCUGUUGGCUUGGCGAAUUGCUCUGUGAUUUGAUUUGGGGGCCAAACCGAAAUCACCAACGGAUUGUGGAUCUCUUUCGACGGUACGUUGCUGCUGCCUUAGACUGCCAAGCUAAUGUCUGCAGUUGGCGGUUGCGUCUAGACCUCGCCUCCCGGUUUGUAUUUAAAUCUCGCGGUUUUCCCGUCGCGUUUGUCGGUCACGAUGUUGGACGAAGGAUCUUUUUUUCGGAUUUACGCGGAAAACACGUCUCCAUCUAAACAAAAGCGUGCAAGAUUGCGUCAACAGAUACAUACCUAGUACAUAGGUGUAUACCUACAUACGACCAUGUCCUCAAUCACAACAUCGAUCCCCAUCGGCCCCAUAGGGGACUGGUGCGUCGGGUCCCUAUCAUACGGAUGCGGCGACUCAGAGCGGGGCCAGAAGGACGACGGCUGGCAGUCCGUCUGCUGCAACGGCAUGAUCAUCAACGCCGCGAAGGACCUCUGGCAGCGGACGACCUGGGACGACUACUCCGACCGCUCCCUCGACCUCGCCGACAUGGUCUGCUGCGGCGAGAACGAGCCCAAGGGCGGCGGCAUCCAGCCCAUCCCCACGGCCUACACCACCUGCAACGACGGGAAGCCGACGCCGCUGGCGAGCCUGGCGGGAACCAACGUCGCCAACGCUCAGAACUACUGGGCCACGUACAAGUCCGCGAGCUACGGCGACAACACGGUCGCCGACUGGACACGCACCGAGACCCCCUUCUGCUUCUGGGCCUACACCCCGACCAUGUCGAUGGAGGAGAUCACGCUGCCGACGCCGGAUAUCACGUCGAUUCUUGCUCGUAGCGGGGACGGGUUCUCGGCGCCGUUUAGGGUGUCCUCGGGAGUUCAGACUACUGGUUCUAGUCCCGUGACUACUACGACGGAUAGCAGCCCGACGGAUAGCAGUUCGACGCCUAGUAGCUCAACGCCUAACAGCUCAACGCCUAGCAGCUCAACGGAUAGCAACUCAACGCCUAACAGCUCAACGCCUAGCAGCUCGUCGGAUAGCAGCUCGACGCCUAGCGAAACUGGUGACGCGAGCCCGAAUACGAACGCGGCCUCGUCUUUUGCUGGUGUGCGGAAGGGAUAUCUUUGCUUUGGGUUAGGGGUGGUGACAAUGAGUUUGCUGUGGAGCUGAUCCCGUGUUAGCUGUGAGAGGCUAUUAGAGGAGGUAUAGGUGAGGAUGAGAAUGAUAUUACUGGAUACCCAAAAUAACCACCCAAUUAACUACCUACCUGGGUAGGCUACGAGACUAAUGUCGAUACCUAAUAUGAUAACACGAUAAUAUAUACCCCACUGAGCGGCGUCGAGGUAUUUGAACGUGCGUUAAACUAA